Molecule: messenger RNA, 1358 nt
Organism: Dipodomys ordii (Ord's kangaroo rat)
Lineage: Eukaryota; Metazoa; Chordata; Mammalia; Rodentia; Heteromyidae
Gene: Il10
Product: interleukin 10
Exons: 5
Coding region: 65-601 (178 amino acids)
Biological process (GO): immune response
Cellular component (GO): extracellular region
Molecular function (GO): cytokine activity
Source: RefSeq, a predicted model, not a curated record
CAGGGGCUUGCUCUUGCAAUACUAAACCACAAGGCAGUCUUGCAGGAGAAAGCAGAAUUCAGCCAUGCACAGCUCAGCACUGCUUUGUUGCCUGGUCUUACUGGCUAGAGUAGUGGUCAGUCAAGGUGAAGAUACCCAGUCUGAAAAUAACUGCACCCUCUUCCCAGCUGGCCUGCCACACAUGCUCCGAGAGCUCCGAGCUGCCUUUGGCAGGGUGAAGACAUACUUCCAAACAAGGGAUCAGCUGGACAGCAUGCUGUUAAGCCAGUCCCUGCUGGAGGACUUCAAGGGUUACCUGGGUUGCCAAGCCUUGUCAGAGAUGAUCCAGUUUUACUUGCUGGAAGUGAUGCCCCAGGCAGAGAACCAGGGUCCAGACAUCAUGGAACAUGUAAACUCCCUGGGAGAGAAGCUGAAGGUUCUCCGGUCACGGCUGCGACGCUGUCAUCGAUUUCUUCCCUGUGAAAAUAAGAGCAAGGCAGUGGAGCAGGUGAAGAGCGCAUUUAGUAAGCUCCAAGAGAAAGGCAUCUACAAAGCCAUGAGUGAGUUUGACAUCUUUAUCAACUACAUAGAAGCCUACAUGACAAUGAAGCUAAACAACUAAAACACCCAGGAUGACGAUGCUAAUGGACUCCAGGCCAUAUAUUGAAGAUCUCUAAUACAUGACCCAGGUUGCCAAACCAGGUCCUUGGGAAAAAAAACCAUCAUACCUCUCUCUCCUGGAAUAUUUAUUAACCUCUGAUACCUCAGCUUGAACUCUUAUUUAUUCACUGAGCCUUUCUGUGAACAAUUUAGAAAGAAGCCUAAUAUUAGUCUUUUUCAGUAUUUAUUAUUUUCACCUGUGUUUAAGCUGUUUUUUGGGGUUACGCCCUAUGGUAUUUAAGUGUUUUAAGAGAAAUUGUUAAAUUAUAUGAAGGGAAAUAGAUUCCUUUGGGGGGGGGCUGAGGCUCCCGUUCCAAGUAUGGUCAUACUUUCUAGAUGCUUUCCAUGACCUUCAUCUUUAUCCCUGGGCUCAAGAGUCCAGGAGCAUUUGAAAAGACGCUUAUACUCUUAGGAGGAGAAAUCAGGGAGUCCCUUUGAUGAGUAACCUUCCAGCAGUUCAGAGGGAUUUCCCUGACCUCAGUCUACAACCACUUCAGUCUUGAAAGCUGUGGCCAGCUUGGUAUAUAUACAUAUAUGUAUAUAUACAUAUAUAUACAUAUAUGUGCAUGUAUAUAUACUCAUAUAUCAACCUAAAAUUGGUUCUAAUAGAACUCAGUUUCAACCAGAAGUAACUCAAUUCCACUGGGAAUGUUACCUUGUUUGUCUGUCUUCAUAGCAGAUUUUCAUUUUGAAUAAAUAAAUGAGUCUUAUUCAAAUCA